This is a messenger RNA of Fusarium poae, 624 nucleotides long. RefSeq lists its product as uncharacterized. The transcript has 3 exons. Bases 1 to 624 code for a protein of 207 amino acids. Lineage: Eukaryota; Fungi; Ascomycota; Sordariomycetes; Hypocreales; Nectriaceae. Gene Ontology annotation, cellular component: RNA polymerase II transcription regulator complex. Gene Ontology annotation, biological process: positive regulation of transcription by RNA polymerase II. Gene Ontology annotation, molecular function: protein dimerization activity; DNA-binding transcription factor activity. The record is from RefSeq and is a predicted model, not a curated record.
AUGGCCAAUGCUGGAAUCACAAAAUCACAAAAGCCUAAACGGAAGGGUCGAUCUCGGCCUCUACCACCUGAUGUUACGGCUCGGAACUUGGCAAUCGAGAAACAGCGUCGUGGUGAAAUGAACGAAAACUUUGUGGAAUUGGCGCGUAUGCUUCCCAACAUUGCCACCGCACGACGUCUCACAAAAGUGCUCAUCGUCAGCAAGACUAUCGAGCACGUGCGACAACAACGUGAACUUUGUUUGGCAGCAGAUAGGGAUAUGCAAGAGUUACUUGCAGAGAAUAGUCGUUUAAUAUCAGAAGUCAAUUGCUUGCGUGCUCAAGUAGGAGGACCAGCAACGUCCGUGGUUCAGCCCAAGCCUCCAACAGAAGCCAUGAAGCAAUUGGCAGAGACAAAGAACCAUGUCUUUGGGACAUUUUCAGCUGGUUUUGGUGAUAAAUGGGUCGAGAAAGUUUCCCAAGCUCAUAAUGAGACCGCAACGAGGAGCAAGGUGUAUGAUGUUCCUGUGCGCGACCUUGACCGAACCUCUGUUCAGCAAACUGCUUCCAUUAUUUCACCAACGAAUAUCCAGCCCAGAAGCGAGCCUCGAUACAACAAACGAAGCACCACUCUUGACGUCUUUUAA